UGAAGAGUUCUGCAACACUACCCAGACCCUCCCGGACACGACCUUCCAGGACUUUCCAGAGUCUUCUGCUCAACGCCAAUUCCCGACGUCUUCUAUGUUAGUGGCAUCGACUUUACCUCCGCAAGUGGACGCCACAGAGCCAGAGCAACAGCCGCUCGUAGAUAUUCACGAUCAGGACAGCGGAUUGGCUUUUCCCGAAGAACGUAAUCUACUGCCACCUCAAGACUCUGGCCCCCAUAACCUCGAUAAUCACGAGUCAGUUGCCAUAUCUGCUCAGUCAUUUCAACUUCAGCAGCCCGAAGUCUUUGCGAACAGUCAACAGGGUGUACCACAACCAAAGGAUGCUGAGGCUGUUCUACAUCGCAUCUCUCACCAAGACGCAUCUCACCGUGUGGCUAAACCUCGAAGAAGGCUACGACCCAGUGGUUUGCUCCCGAACAGCCCCCAGGCACAGGCCAUGUCUACUAGUGUCGACCAAGCAGUUGAGAGCCUGAGAGUGGCGAUGCUAGCUGACAAAUUUCGAGUCAAGCAUGAAAGCACGACUGCCGCGAAGCAGCACGAGGUAGAACUCGCUAGGCUUCAAGGCACUAUCAACAACCAGACCCAGACUAUCGCAGAGCGUGAUGAGAGCCAUCGAAAGCUGAAAGAAGCUUUCGCCCAACUGACUGACAAGGCCAAAACCAACCAGAAAUUCGUAAGUGGCCUUCAGCAAGAUUACGAGAAGCUGCAAAAGUCUGCCACGAGCUUCCAAAAGCAGAGCAAGCGGACACUAACAGAUAAAAUCACUGAACUUGAGGAUGAAAAGAAGACGCUGUACCGCGAAUUCGAGACCGCAAUUGACAGGCUCACUCUAACUCAACGGAAGAUGAAGUCGACGCUCGACGUUGUAUACGUGCAGUUCAUCAUAUCGGAGUCAAAGAGGAGAGAUCUUCUCGAAAACCUGGGCAAGCGGGAUGCUGAACUCGGAGAAGAGCGGAGAAAACGCGAAGACAUGGAAAAGCAGCUCCUGUCAGGUGUCCAGAGUAUUCCCGGUAAGAUUGUCGAUGCUUCUGAUAAUCUGGCCAAGAAGUUGGAAUCACUCCAGACUUCGUUUGAACAGGCUUCUGCCAAUGACGACCGAGAUGCCCAGAUCAAAGAAUGUCUGGAUGCUUUGCGAACCCUGCAGAUGUCGCCAGCUUUGACAAUCAAAGAAAUCGAGAAGGUGGAGAGCACGUUGCGUCUUGUGCACGAACGUUUGGACUCAGGUCUUGAUACCCUUUCCGAGACCAUGAAGAGCCAACCAACCAAUGAAACGGAACUCCGGAAUUUCAUUGGAGAGCGAGUGGACGGCCUUCAGAAAGCUAUCCUGGGGUACAAUGAGGCUACUACCGAGAACCGCAAAACGCAGGAGCUGAACGUUUCUCUCAAGACGAAACUUGAGGAACAGCAGCAACAUUCCGAUCAGCUUCAAGAGCAAACCGAGGUGCUCCAGCAGUCUGAGGUCAAUCUUCAGGCCCAAUCCGAUCAGCUGGAACAAGAUUUGAAUGAACUGAGGGUUUCACCCCCCGUCCCACACGUCGACGCGGAGAGGCUCGAGCGAGAAGCUCUUGUCCUUCGCCGACAGUCGAAGGAGGUCGGGGAAGACCUGGAAGCUGCUAAUAACAAGGUAGAGAUGGUUGAGCUAGAAAGAGAUGCGUGCAAGAGUCACUACGAGGAUGUCAAGACGCAGCUACUGGAACUGCAGCAGAAUCACAGGGCAGGAAGGCCUUUCCCAUCCCGUAGCCUCACUAACUCUGUUCACAGGUUGAGGACGACAUUGCCAUACGAGAGGAGAUCGCCAAAGACUACGAAAGUAGAUUCGCCGAGAAAGAACGCAGCUUGAAGAGCGAGACUGAUCGACUCACGACUGAGCGCGACGAGAAAGAAAACGCACGCCAAGAAGUGAGCGUCAAUCUGGAAGCCGCGGAUACCCAGAUCGACGAGCUGGAGGAGAAGAUCCGCAAACUUGAAUCGAAGGCGUUGGAAACGACAAACAUUC
Messenger RNA from Alternaria rosae, 2017 nucleotides. RefSeq lists its product as uncharacterized. The coding region runs from base 95 to 1861 and encodes 588 amino acids. Lineage: Eukaryota; Fungi; Ascomycota; Dothideomycetes; Pleosporales; Pleosporaceae. The record is from RefSeq and is a predicted model, not a curated record. The transcript is spliced from 3 exons.